This is a messenger RNA of Fusarium oxysporum Fo47, 1242 nucleotides long. RefSeq names its product phospholipase C/P1 nuclease domain-containing protein. The coding region runs from base 238 to 1152 and encodes 304 amino acids. Gene Ontology annotation, molecular function: nucleic acid binding; endonuclease activity. Gene Ontology annotation, biological process: DNA catabolic process. NCBI's taxonomy places the organism in Eukaryota, Fungi, Ascomycota, Sordariomycetes, Hypocreales, Nectriaceae. The record is from RefSeq and is a predicted model, not a curated record. The transcript has 4 exons.
CCCACCAUGAUUCGCUGCAACCUUAGCCAACCGCUUCGCGCUCAGCUCUCCAGCUUCAAACGCCUUGGUCCAAUCUAGAAUUCGCCUCUUCCUACUCCGUAACCUUGAGCUUAAGCGUGUUCAUCUUUUAACAUCUCCACUUCCCUCUCAAAGCUUUGAUUCUGUUCCCUUCAUUUUGUGACUGAUAAACCCACUGCAUUCCAUAGCUUCAGAUCUAGCGACCGCCCUCAUUCUGUUAUGAUGAAGCUCCUCUCAGCUGGCGCGCUGGCUCUUGGCCUCGCUAACUUGCCUGGCACUUUUGCUUGGGGCAGUCUCGGUCAUAUCACCACCGCUUACCUCGCCAGUCACUUUGUCGCAAACACCACCGAGGCUCACCUCAAGUAUAUUCUCUAUAAUGACGAGGAAGACUACCUCGCAAAAAUAGCAUCAUGGGCCGACUCGAUUCGCUACACAGAUUGGGGUCGAUACACCAAAACCUUUCACUUCAUCGACGCUCAUGACAGCCCUCCUAACAAGUGUGACGUCGACUUUGAGCGUGAUUGCAAGGACGAUGGUUGUGUCCUCACCGCCCUCAAGAACUACACCCAGCAAUCAGUUGAGCCUCAGUUGCCCUUCUGGCAGCGCAACCAGGCCGCCAAGUUCGUUGUUCACUUUAUCGGAGAUCUUCACCAGCCUCUACAUAACGAAGAUGUCGAAAAGGGAGGUAACGGUCUCUCAGUAACGUUUGAUGGCCGCACAUUCAACCUCCACCACGUCUGGGACAGCUCUAUUGCUGAGAAGCUGUUGGGUGGUCUGCACGGCGACCCCUUCAAGCUCGCCAACAACUGGGCCAGCCAGCUUGCAGUUGAGAUCACAGACGGCAAGUUCGCGGAGGCGAAAGACGCGUGGUUGAAGGAUCUAGACUUCAGUGACCCCAUCAGCACGGCACUUGCUUGGUCCCGGGAGGCCAAUGCGCUCGUCUGCACUCACGUUCUGCCCGAGGGUGCCGAUGCCAUUGUCGGUCAGGAACUCGGGGGCGAGUACUUUGAAAAGGCUGCCCCUGUCAUUGAGGAGCAGGUUGCCAAGGCCGGUUACAGAAUGGCUGCCUGGCUGGACAAGAUCGUGGAGGCUUACAAGGAUGUUGAGCAGAAGCAGAUGUCCGAGGAGCUCUGAUUUAUUGUGUAUGUAAAUUGGAAUGUUCUGGACAUUUUUGCAGCUGGUAGCUUCUUAUAAAUGAAUGUGGUAUGGUCUUUGAGAAUGCAC